UUCAGCUACAUCCUCAACUUCCUGCGGACGUCAGAGCUCACAUUGCCAUGUGACUUCAAGGAGACAGAGCUGCUAAGAAAGGAGGCUGACUUCUAUCAGAUUGAGCCCCUUAUCCAGUGCCUGGGAGACCCCAAGCCGCAUCUGCCCUACCCCACAGACAGCUAUGAAGAGGUGGUUGAGCUGUCCAGCACCAGGAAGCUCUCCAAGUACUCCAAUCCUGUUGCAGUCAUCAUCACCCAGCUCACCAUCACCACCAAGAUCCAUGCAAUGCUGGAGUCAAUCUCCUGCAGUUUCACAAAAUGGAACAAACACAUGAUGGACACCAGAGAUUACCAGGUGUCCUUCACCUUCGGGCCAUGUGACCACCAACAGGAGGUCAGCCUGCGUGUCCACCUCCUCGACUUCAUCUCCAAAUCUGGGUUUACGAUACGCAACACACGUGUUCAUCACAUGAGCGAACGGGCUAAUGAGAACACAGUGGAACAUCAUUGGACAUUCUGCCGCCGAGCUCGCAAAGUCGAUGAGUGAUGGAUGAAACGAUGAUUGAUUUACAUUACAGA
Molecule: messenger RNA, 560 nt
Organism: Neolamprologus brichardi
Lineage: Eukaryota; Metazoa; Chordata; Actinopteri; Cichliformes; Cichlidae
Source: RefSeq, a predicted model, not a curated record